GUUAGCGUGGCGCUCGCAUAGUAUUCCGCGUUCCAUGUUCCCGUAGUACUCCGUAGUCGUGGGGGGUGCGCGAAGGAUUGCGGUCGUGUGACUGCUACCCCACCAAACACGGGGUAGUCCCGUGAUUUUUCCACGAUCGUACGGAAGUGGUCGUCAGUUCCGCAGGAACUCUCGCGUGGUUCGGACGUUCGCGAUACGCUUUUCGUUCUCUCUUUCUCCCCUCCCUCCCCUCUCCCCAUCUCUCUCUCUUUCUCUCUCUCUCUCUCUCGCUUCGAUUCCUCCACCGUGCGUGAUCCAGUCGCGUUUCGCAUUGUUCGCGUCCGUUUAUCGGCAUACUUUAUCAUUCUACGUGCUGUCAGUGUUUCCGACUUUCUUUCUGUAUUACCUUUUGUCGCGCGAUUUUUCUGUGCCGGCGAAAUCCUUUAUACUCUGUACGACAGUCCUUAUUUCGCUUCGUCGACAGAAUUUUUUUCAGUCGCUCCGUAUAAUUGUUCGUACGUUACACGUUUCUUUUUUCCUGUUCUUUUUUAUCUCUUUUAUUUAUUAACGUGGUUUGUCUUUAUUUUUCUCCGAUUAUAGCGUUACAAACGACUCGUUAAAUUGUACAUGGAUCGAAUAACGCGAGAAUUUGAUACUUUGAUAGCUGGUGCUAGUUUCAUGAUUCUCGAGUGAUCUACGUUUAAACGAAGCUAUUUUUCGAUUAAACAUCGCGAUAACAUUUAAUAAAACGAAUCACGUAAACUUGCGUCUGUUCUCGAGGAAUCGACGUUACUACCGCGUUUUAGUUUUUCCAAAUGAUCUUUCAGACCAAUGUGUUACGCCACCGUUUGAUCUUUUUCGAAAAAAUGGACGAAGAAAUUAACGUUGCGUUUUCGUCGUUCGAAUCCCAGCGAAAGCACGUUGUUCGAUAUUUCGCGUUGGUGUCGCGUCGAUUGAUUGUAAUCGGCAAAGUAUACAGCGCGUAAAGCUGGGAGAAAAAUGGUGCCGGAAGCGGUCGUUCCGUACGUCGAGUACCUAAUAAUUUUGUAAUUAUUUUCUCGAGGAUAAAAUAGAGAAAAGAAGAAACAGCAAUGAUAUCGCGUGUGCGAGGUUGGAAGAGUAGGAAGGCAGGUGAUCGAAUUUCCUAUUCCGAUCCAUCCUGUUUUUUUCUUUAAAAGUAACCGAGCGACUGUCUCCGUUUGCCUUGGCUUUUGCGUGUCUGUUAACUCGUGCGAAAUCUAUUUGUCCGAAAUGAAACGUUAGCGUCGCUGGCAUUUUCCGACAUUUCUCUUUGCUCGCUCUCUGGUAAAAGAUCGACGGCCUCGCAUUUUAUUCUUCUAAAUUUGUAAUCUCUAACAGUAUCAAUAGUAAUUUCAUAAAAAUCUGCUCGUUUAUCGCGCAAAGAAACGAUCGGAGUUAACUCAUGUCGUAAAAUAUAUUUUGCUUUCAUCCCUGUAUCAGUCGUUCUUCGUCGAUCGCAGAGCGUCGAUCCUAUCGCGAGAGCUUCGUUCAAAUCCGUCGAGCACCGACGAGACCGGGCGACGUUCCGUUAACAAGUUGGAAUACGCGAUACACCCAGUCUUUCAGCGGGGGUCGAGCUCCUCGCAGGAAAAAUCGUGCUUUUUAAGGUCGGGACUCUUCUGCUUUUACGCUUUCGAGCGGAUCGGUGGUGUACCAGCUUUCGUCGCGUCGUGCAAAUAACGCGCGCAGACACUCGCGGUGACGAAAUACCUAAAUGAAAUUUCUGUCACGCGUAGUCUUCGUCGCCGAACCGAAGCGGCUUCAACGAAUACCGCGGCAUCGUGCAACUACCUCUGACCCCGGUAUCACCAGCGAUAAAGCGAUUUUCAUUAUAUGUGCAUAGUUGUAGGAUUAUCCAGCAACGAGGAUCACUUCGUUACGGGUUUUCCUUGUGAAAUUCGUCCACAGAAAUCUUCUCUUUCUUUUCCAAAAAUGUUCCGAUAGUUGGAAUAGAAGUCGGAUAAUUUUUCAGGGAAGAUCAAUUUGGCGGAGUUUUUGAUCAACUUUUUUGAAUACGUCAGAAAUGUAGUCGAUUUUACCAUUACCGCCACUAUGCCGUUACGACCGGUUAAAUUUAAUCGUAAUUGCCAGUUAUUAAUUGCAAUUCCGUAUAUCGCAACCUUUGUUUGUUGUACGUACAACGAACGCGUGGAAACGUUCGGUUUCAUCGAAGAGGAAUUCGAACGAAUCGAGGAUUCGUGGAAACUCCGUGUCGGAGGUUAAAUAUGUGUGCGUGGAGAAAAAGUCCUCGGUAGAAUGCAACGCUCGUCGAAGACGCGCCUCUUGGCAUUUACGCUGCGUGCACCGUGCGGUACUGUUAUUUGGACGGGCCUCGUCCAUACGAUUCUGGAACGGUUGCUCCUCGUUUCCAUGAAAUUUCCUAGGAAAACGGUUCCAUUUUACCAUUUAAAGAUGCGUAUCGCGCGACGCAUUUGCCGAAACUACCGAAUACCACACCGAAUUUGCAUAACUGGACUUAUUCUCGCCGUAGUUAGCCUUCGACGAGUCGAGGCCUCGUGUUUUUAUUUCUCUCGUUUCGUCCACGUAUUUUCCGUGUUUCGCGUUUUCUUUACCGUCAAUCCGUUAAUUGGCUUGAUCGAACUCUGCUUUCUAACGUUACGAUUGUAAAAGAGAUUGAUAUUUUCUUCGCCACUGUUUCUUGUAUCUUCCUUCGUUUAGAUUUUACAAUUUUAUUGGUCGUUAACGAGUUAAAGAAAGUAUAAAUUGCUUUUUUUAUGCUCAAGUUAGACGGAGUAGAGAGAAAAUGUAAAUUGAAUGAAACGAUGCACGGUGACCUUCGGCCGAUUCAUGGCCGUGGGAGAAGAGACUAGCGAUUUUAAUCGUAUGCUGCGAAUAACGUACAGAGGAUACGGGACAUCUGGUUCUCGUUUGUAAGAAGCGAGAACCCGGUUGUCCAAAAUGCUUCUUCAAGCAGCGCAGCAUUUUGCAAGUGCUCUGUACUUUAUUUACAGGAUAUUUGCGUCUCCUGCCUGUGCGAGCUUCUUCCGCGCUCUAUUGCGAAUUAUUUUUAGGAAAGUCACUGGACGCUGCUCUGUUAAGUUUACUCUUUUUUUUUUUUUUUUUUUUGUUACAAGCGUGUAAUAGAAACGUAUCGAUAUAAAAAUAUAUAUACGCGUUAACGAUUGGACGAAUGAAAAUCGACGUACUAAGGAACGGAUCGUACAACUCCGAUUGUAAAAGUAAAAAGUUCGUUUUAGUCCGACGAUAGUCGAAAAUAAACGUAUUCUCGUACUCGUUCUACCCUAUCUGUUCGCAAUCUUUCCGGAUAACAGUUACGAUUACGUAAAUUGACUCCGUUGGCUAGAAACGAUCGAAAUCUCGUUUGUCCGAGCAAAACGGUCUUGUAUUCCGACAUGCAAAUGUAGGGUCGCGGAACAGGGAGAUAAUUUCACGGCGAUCGCGCCCGGUCACGUUGUUUAUGCAGGGCAUCCCUAUAAAUAUUCAGCGCCAUCGCGUCCCCUAUUUUUCAUCCCUGUUCGUUUCCGUUGGUUUCCGGUCGCGGGCUCGCGGUCCCGUUAAGGCAAUCGUCGAAGAGUUCGGUAACGAGGCGACGCUGUUUCCAGCGAGGUGUUUCGCGAGAACGAACCGCCUUCCACGGAAUACAGGCGGCUACCAGUGAAAGUGAAAAAGGUGCGUGUUCGGUUCAGGCGUUCCGUUCCGUUCGGACUUCCAUUUUGUACGCUGGAUACCACACCGAGCGAUCAGACAACGCCGCAUCGCCAUCUGCCCGGCACUCUGCGAGGUUCCCUGAGCUACUCUCACAGCCACAGGCAUAACCAUCUCCACAGACAUGAUCCACCGUUGCCACCGGCAUAUUGCACUCCACCUCCGCCGCCCACCUCCAGUUUGCCCACAGUGCAGCGUGGCUGUGCCCUGCAUUCGAGGCUCGACCAGCCGGUGACCAGCUCGACGUCCGGAAUGGACAGCAAAAAGGUUGUCCAGGCGGCGCCGCUCCCCGUACCUGUCCAGGUACGUAGCAAGAACGAUGGCUCGGGGGUAGCCGCAUCCGUGUCGGGGGUUCGCAGACGAAGCGGCUCCCAAGGUUUACGAUCGCCCGCCGCGAAGAGGCCACUCUCCGCUCCCGUCGCCCUUCAAGGAUGGCUACACAAACAGGGCUCCGAGGGGCUGAUGCUUUGGAAGAAACGGUGGUUCGUCCUCUCCGAGUACUGCCUCUUUUAUUACAAAGGUCCGGAAGAGGAAAAAUUGUUGGGCUCGAUAUUGUUGCCGUCGUACAGAGUUACCGUGUGCAAGCCCGAGGACAAAGUUAAUAGAAAGUUUGCGUUCAAAGCCGAACACGCGAACAUGAGGACCUAUCACUUUGCAGCGGACAGUCGCGAAAGCAUGAAUCAGUGGGUGAACGCGUUAACCUUGGCGACUCUUCUUCAGGACCCAAGUCCUGGAACCGGCGAAGCAGCGGUGGUAAUCGAGAUAGCUGGCCAGCCGGACGGGGAGCGGAGCGCACGGCCGAGCGUCUCAUCGAUUUCCUCGAUUCUGAAUCAGAGCGCUGACGAUAGCGACUCUGGAUUUCACGGUUUCCAAUCGCGGGACGAUCCGAGCCACGCUUCCAACAACAACUCCAGCCCGAACAGCGUAAACACCGCCUCCUUCCCCAAUCUCAGUGGCAGCAACAGUAACAGCAACACCAACAACGGAAACAACAACAGCAAUAACAACAAUAACAUCAUCACCAACACCGGUAACAACAACGCGAACGAAGUUCAGCCAAUGGUAAACGGCUGGAUUCAACAGCAAACUCCGUACGGUCAACCUAGCACGUCGCAGCACCAACAUCAGCAACAGCAACAGUACGGUCAGCUGAUACCCUCUUCUCAGCAACUGCAGCAGGUUCACUCCCACCAACAUCAAGCGUUGCUUCAUCAGCAUUUGUCUCAUCAGAGUACCAAUCAAACUCAUCAGCUCCAUCAUAACAAGCACGUCGUCCAGCAGCCGCAAUCCCAGUCGCACUUGACAGCCAGCAACGUACAAACCGUGCAGCCCAUGGCCCGAAAAUUCGGUCAACCGAUUUACGCGAACGCCCCGCCCAAACCUAGGAGACUGACCGACGGAUCGACGGAGUAUUCGACUCCGUCGCCGGAUCCGGACUACCGGAAAUCACCGGUAUCGCCGGACGUUACGGUGGCCAGCAAAAGCCCGAUGUCGGACUACGACAGAGGUAGCAUGAUCUACGGGACGAGGAUGAAUCAACCGUCGCAGCAGAGCCUCAGAACGGAUAAAUCGGGCUUGAAUUACGGGUACGGUCAGGUGCAAACGGAAAGGCGCACGCCCGACACGUACGGUCGUAGCGCGGCUAAACCGAGAUCCGCCAGAGGGAACGGCGACUACGAGGAAGUUUAUGGGGCUCCUCAACUAUAUCAGAGGCCAGCUGGACCUGUUGGCUAUACCAAAGGAUCCUCGCCAGCACCUAUUCCGAUUCCGCUGUACGCGCAACAACAUCAGCAGUAUCAGCAGCAGAUUCAUUCUCCUGGCACGCCCUCCAACAUGCCAAUAAUGAGGCAACCGAGAACGCAGCCACCACCGCGACCGCAUAGCGCGGACUUCUUGGAGUACGAAGCUACCAGGAAGCCUCAUCAGCAGAUGCCACCGCAGUGCGAAGAAUCGCUGAAUCAACAGAGACGUCCACAAAGGCCUAAAUCGAGUUUAGACAUAGUCACUCCGUCGGACGCUACCAACGACGGUUAUUUCUAUUCCGAGGAAAGAUACGCGGCACAGAUGCGGCAGUCCUCGGUUUAUCUCCAUCAAACACCUCAGCAUCAUCAGCAACAAAGGAACCAAUCGCUUUCCCGAGCAACAAUGCCGUCGAAAGCAUCGGGAAUCCGCGACAGAAGCGACGAGAGUAGAAUAGCAACGCUGCCGGAAGUUUCCUGCUCUGGCUUGAGGCGGUCGCAACGCGAGCACGUUCAUCAGCAACACGUGAUACCUCACCAAUCCCUUCAAAGGCACACCGAGGUAAACAGCAACGAGGCGAAACUGAGGCGAUCAUUGCGAGAGAAGAGUUACGAGUCGAGUAACCGAGAAAUGUUGAGUCACAUGGCCGAGGACGGAACGGUGCCGCGAAGAAUUCCACGAGAGUACGAGUCGUCGAUGUCGGCGGGGUGGGGCGGCAGAUCGACGAGUCACACGGCCCAGGGGACUACUCACGUGGGCCAACCGUGUCACGCUCCUCACGCCGCUGCCAGACGAUGGAACGAACAGCAACAGUUCUGCAGAUCGGCGUCCGCGCGUCUCCCGAGGACCAGGCAUCCGGCCGCCUUGGAUCCCGACGACGACGACUACGACUACGGAGAACGAUCUUCCGAACAGGACUCGCGGGAUGGUGAACGAAAGAUACAGCAGCGCGAGGAGUCAAUGAAGCGACUGCUGGAAUGGAAGCAGCGAAUGCUGCAAUCGCCGUUAACCCGGAAGCCAUCGGCCUCGGUAAACAGAGGACGGGCGCAGAACGAGCUGUCAAACUAUUACAAGCAGCAGGCGCUGCUCGAGCUCGCCGCUCACGAGGCCUCUGUCGCAGAGGGUCGUCACUCACGGCGAAGAGAGGACGGUCAUCGGCCGCAUGUCCGCAGCAAGAGCACCGACGGCCGCCGGACUGUCGCCAACGUUUCGCGAUACAACAGCUACUCCAGCGACGACGAAGAGCUGGGAGAUGUCCGGAGGAAGCGCACGCGUAGACCCUCGCAUGCAGGAAGGAGCCCCCGCCAGCACGGAGACAAUCGUUCGUCGGGAAAUCCGCUUCACGAUGCCGUCCCCGGAAGUGGCCGCCAGAGUCAGAACGCUAUUCGAGUCUCGAACGACCGACAACCGAGCCCCACCGCUACCGUUCUACCUAAUCUGGGCGGAAUACCUCCGGAUGCCGGGUACGAGGAGGUCAGCUUCCCUCCUAUACCGAGAACCGAACGUUCUCCGGAGUAUAUUUCCUCCGGGCAGACGUCUACUACGAGAACCGAUCGGCAAGAUCACGAUACCUCUUCCAUCGACGAAGACAAGCUCAAGAAGAAACCGUCCGGGAUCCUCAAGACUUCUACGGUUUACGGUGUCGAGCAAGCCGGCAAGAGUUCGAAUUGCUCAACCGGAUACGCGACGGAGACCUGGCCUGCCCAGAAGACGGUUCAAUGGACCACCAAGAAGGAACCCGACGAUUGGGAUUCCAAUAUCGAUGAGAGCAAGGUCAUCAAAGAAUUUUCUUAUCAAUACAUCAAGGAAGAGUUGGAGUCGAAGAAGGAGGACAGGUCUGCGGCUAAACCGGAAACCAUGAAUCUGGUGCAGUGUAGGAUACGAUCGUUCGAGCUAAACAUGGAUAGCUCGAGUCCGGUGAAGGAGGUAUUCGCCAUGCAGGAACCGCUGAAAGUGUCUCCUCUUCAAGCGACGGAAGCCCACGUCUCUAAGCUAGACUGUUCGAAAAAGACGUCGUCGAUAAUCCGCAGCUUCGCUCUGGGUGAUUCGGAUUCUCAAGAUUGCAAGUACAAAAGCGUCAAAGAGAGCCAUACCAAACAAGCGUCCACGGAUAGCAACAAAUCCGUGAAGGAUCUGCUAGCGGAUUUCGAGAGGAAGUCUCGACAGGUUCAAAGACAAGAAUACGGUAGGCACCAGGAAGUGAAACACCGUGGAGUGUUCAGCGACUCGGAGGCUUUGCUGUACGAUACGGGCAGCGAUCUGGAUCAGCGUGAGAAAAACGAAGACGCGCAGGACGAGAGGACCUUACAGAUCGAUCAAGUUGUACCUGAGCCUAUCAACGACCAUAGAAUGUACACCGACACGACGAAGAAGAAGGGGGACGUCUCCUUUAGACGCAAGAAAAGAUCAUCGUCCAAGGAGAGCGAGAGCGAUCAAACUAUACCUACGGAGGAUCUAGACACCCUAUCGAAUCCCAGUUGCGCUAGGUUAAGCGUUACGGAAUCUCUGUUGACUCACGGCGAUCGUUUCUCCGGAGAAAGCGGUACCACGAGUCCCACCGUGAAGCAAGAGGAUAUCAGUCCCGAAGAACACUAUCUGCCCAUGACUCCUAGGAAAGCUAUAUUGGAUCCGAACGACGACAGACCGAAUCCAAAGAUGAUGGAGAGCCUAUUUGCCAAUUUGGACCACGAGGAAAGUUCGUACGUGGAGAUGGCGCAGAACGGUAUGACCCAUUCCCUUUUGGCGCCCACCGACGAAGGUAGGAAACACGAUUCCGGCGAUUAUUCUACCUUGGACACGCCUCACUACGAGUUCGUCUGUGUGUCUGACAACAAAAUGGAGCCAGUGUAUAUGGAGGUGAGUCAGUUGUCGGAAAAGGAGGAACAAGACGGUGGAAAGGUGUCCCUUUCAAAGAGAAACGACGAUUCGACGUAUUCGAGGACGACCGAUCUACCCGAUAUUUUAACAGCCCUCAAGUCCGAUAGUUCGGACGCCGAUGACGAAUCCUCAAAGGAUCUGGAUUCGAUCGACGCUCCUCGGCAUCCUAGGUUCAGUCUGUCGGAUACUUUCAGACCCGCCUCCUAUUAUCUAGGCGCUAGUCGAACCAUGAUCGCGGAACUGCACGAUUCUUCCGACAGUGAGCUGGUAUCACCCCCGCCUAUUCCAACCUCUCCGCCUCCGUUGGACGAUUUGGAUUCUUUGGACAUGCAAGAAUCUUUAGAAAUCAAAAAGGUGUCUCCGCAAGUAGCGGUGACGAAGGAUAACACUUCGGGCAGAGACUCUCCGAAGUCGUGGAACAAACCGAUGGGUCAGAUCGAGACCCAUAGGCCUCCGUCGAGAUUUUCGGACGCUACCAUCAGCUCCACUUUUAGAGACAGUAGAAUAUCUUUGGAGAGCGCGUCCGGAAGCGACUCGGUGGAAUUGAGAAUGCCCGAGGAGGAAGCGAGACACAGACAAUUGAAAACUAGACCAGUCAGCGAAGUGUGCGAAGUUCUCGACAGCUUAGACGAAUUGGAGUCCCUCGGAAGCCGCUUCGACGGAGCUAGUAUCGACUUGGAUCAAUAUCUGGAGGAACUGCAGGCUCGCGACGCCUUCAACGUCGACUUGUAUGCGAAAGAUCUCAGUUACAAUAGCAUUUACGGAUUCAACGAGAACAUGAUGGUAGUGGACAAGCUGCAGAAGACCACCUGCCGCGAUCUGUCGAGGCAAGCGAACUUGGGCUUCGAUAAUCUUGACCAAUCUCUAAGGUACGGCGCGGCGAACAAAAUGGGAUCGGCGAGUAGCUUGCCUUCGAUGAGAGUCUGCGACGCUCCUCCUUCUCAUCAGCACUCGCAAUCCUUCACCGGGGAUGCUCAUUACGAAAAUAUUUCGAGCUUUUCUCCAUUAAGGAAUUCACCGGCGAUUCGAUCGGACAACCAAUCGCGAGACAAUUCGCACGGUCUUCAGAGAGGAUCUCAAAAUAAUCUGCUUACGGCUUCUCAUAGCAGAGAUUCUAGUUACUCUCUGGCCUCUGGAGCCGCUUCGAUCUCGACUUCUAUGGCUUGUCAGAGACCUGCCAGCGCCCAGUCCUCCAUGCACUCUCCUACGGGUUCGAUGUCCUUAGGAAACCACGGGAAUAGUUUGGUCGGCAACAUGCUGCAAAACGCGAGUCCCUACUCCGAUCUACGGUUUCAAAGUCAUUCGAGGUCGGCCAGUCAGGAUUCCGCUAGAUACUCCAUGAUAUCGAACCACAGGUCGUCGUCCAGUCAAGAUUCCAGUCACUAUCAAACUUCGACGUCUACGGUUAAGGCAAAUCCCGCGCCUCAAUCGUAUCUGCCAGGUGAGCCACAUCUACAGAGCGAGCAGUCAGGCGCGCCUUACUACUACUCCGAUCUCCAAGGUAGCGUAAACGCCGUAGACACGGCCGAGUCGAUGAAGCCGAUCGGUCAUUCUUCCAGAUUGCCUCAACUAAACAAUCAAAGAGACGACGCUUCCGCGUUAAACAAGAGGAACGAUAUAGGACGUAUCGUGAAUCCAAUUUCCAGACAAAUGCCCAGACAGAUUCAAGUGGAUGACAUAGACGAGGCUAGGCGAAUAGCAGCCGAACUCAGGAAAACGACAUGUCAACUGUUGGGCGACAACAAAGUCGAUCUCGUGGACAAGAAGAACUUUUACGAAGCCGAUACUCUGAGAAGGGUAAAAUCUACCGAUCCAUUGCCUGAUAUCUCGUCGGCAGAGAUUAGCACGAGGAAUCUAUAUCCGCAUGGCCUUCGCGAUAAAUCGAACAGUCAGUCGAACAGCCGAGACACCUUCGAGUUGGCGCUUGGAACGCAGACAUCCCAUCGAAGGUCUAGGUCUUUGGAGGGCCUUUUGGACGAUGUCGGGCUUCAGAAUCUAGUGGAACAGAGAAACAGGAACAACCGAGUAGCAACGGUUCCGCCCACUCAGGUUGAGGAAGAAGCGCCUCAGAACAUGGAUGGCAUCGGUAGCGGUUCUACGUCGAACAGCUUCAACGUCGAUGACCCCUGGGAGCAGGACUCCUUGUGGAGAGAAAGUCUCCGUCGAGUGAGUCUAAGAAAUGCCAGGUCCUUGGACAAUUUGGGCAGUCCACCAAGACCGACCAUAUCUGGCUCGGACUCGAAGGGACGGAACAAAAUCACUCGUGGUGCCACCUACGUGAACGACAGCGUGAUCUUGCGACGAGAGAAUUGCUCGGAGGAUUCUUCGGACAGGCCACGCGUGAAACGUCGUGCCAGCAAGGAACAAGAGAGGGACGAGAUGGUGGACGAUCUGACGUACGAGAGUCUGUCGAUGGAGCGGAUUCACGCGAGCGGGUACGUGUGGGACGCGCAAAACGAGGCUUACCGGAAAGCCACCGCCGAGGAUAUGGAUCAUUUUUUAGAGGAAGGCAACCUUCCCCCGGUUCGCUCGAUCUCGGAGACAACGCGGCAGAUGUCCGGGCCUGCGGCGACGUCCGCGGCGUUCGAGCUCGAUCGAGAGAAGCUACGUCAAUGGGAUCUGCUGUCGAGCGCCUGCUUGCUCCAGGAACAGCAGCGCAGCUCAAUGGCGGAUUCGGGGCGAGGGUUGCCAAUUGCGGAACGACCUGGAGACGUUCUCGAUGUGUCGAGGAACGGUGCACCGGUGCUGAACAACGGCGCCGGCACCGGGCCGAUCACGAGCACGACAGUUGCGGCCAAUCGCGAUCGGGACGUCGUUUUGGAGGUGCUCGAGAAGGGCGUACAGCAGAGUAUCUCAACGACGACGACGACAACGACAACGACGACAACGACGACGACGUCGGCGGCGGAAUAUCUCGGGCCGAGCAACAGGCAGGAUUUGAACCAGGAGACUAAAGAAGCUUGUAACAGGGCUGCAGCUUCCGGCUCUGGAUCGGUGAUAGGAAGGGAUCCACUUCCGCCGAGAGCUGUCAGCACUUCGCAACUAGCUCAAAGAACGCAAACCCAACCACCGGCGACCGUCUCUACUCUUCCACUGCCAAGGAGUAACGCCACGCACAGACAACCCUUGCCGCUUCAUCAAUCCACUCCUCAAUCGAUCAGACAAUCGGAAAACGAUAUGACUAACUCGCAAUUAUUGCGAGCCGCCAGCAGCGGCGACAUUGGAGCCGGAUCUGCCAUAUUGAAUAACAGCGACGGAAAGGACAUAAGAUUAACAUCUCCCAGCGGUCAUGCUACUCAACGAUUGAUGAGUCCGGCUUUGAGGGUUGUUUCCUUGAACGACCAUCGAGUUUCCAGCCCUAGCGACAGCGAUAUACGAGUUCAUAGUCCAAUCGAGAGGAAAAUGGUGAGUCCGAUCGGCCGAGAGGUGGACCGCGGCGGGGGCACGGCUGGUAGGCAGAAUCAACGCGUAUGGGAAUGCAACGAGUUGCUGCACAAAAGGAGCAACGUCAGCUCCCAGCGAGCAGAGGGCGGCCGCAAGCUGCCGCAAGCCGCAACCCAGGGACUGGUUCGCGUGUCCGCCGGCGAACUCCUCGGCAGGACCCACGAGGAGUUGGUGCUCCUGCUGAUCCAGCUACGCCGGCAGAACGCCACCAUCUACAAAGCGAUGGAGAAUUGUCACAUGGAGAUCGAGGCACAGGCUAGAUUGGCAGAGCUCGAUACUCCGCGACGAUUGGAGAACCUUCAGAAACUCGAGGAACUAAAGAAGCAUCUGAUGGAUCUCGAAAAGCAGUACGAGAAGGGCAAGCCGCUAGUGAACCUCGUGGACAACAUGGUGAAGUUGGGCUCCCUCUACAAUCGCAACACUGCCAAUGGGACCAACAUCUUCUCGGGUUCUCGACACGACCUAACACACGACGGUUCUAGGGAUCAUCGUCUGGAAUUCAAUCAGAAGGUGCAGGAGCAACGUUUGCUCGCCGAGGAACGUAGAGAUUGGGACCGAUUAAGUCCCGAUCACGGACAAUUACAGGCCAAGGUGCAGCAGCUCUACAAACUGGAUCGCCUGCUUCAGGAGGAAUCCGGAACGCUUCACAGUCUUCAGCAAGACAAGGAGAUUCUGGAAAAAGCUCUAGGUGGUCUCCGACAUAAACUGCAGGGCAGCAGGAGCAAUUUGGUGGAAGCAGAGAGAUACAGGAAGCAGCAGCUCCUUCUGGAAAAAGAACUGAGCAGAGUGAGAGUGUUGCUGGCACACAACUCCAAGGUAAAGCCGGUAUUCUUCCAGAAACUCGAGGAAACGGUCGCGGAAAAUGCGAGAUUGGAACAAGACCUGGUGGUGCUGCGACAGAAGCUGCAAGCAUCGAGGAGGUAUGCAGGAAAUAUGACUAGAGACACUUCGGCCACGACUGGCCCUCUCGAAGCAGAGUUGAGAAGAGUUCAACAAUUGGUCGGAGAUCUACAGAGACAACGAAAGGAAUUGAGCAUUCAAGUUAGACAGUUAACGGAGAAGUCUCACAGUCUGGUGCAACAGAUUCGACCGCAACCUACUUCUGCUCCUCAAGUGCACCAACCGAAGAAGCGAACGCAAAACUCUUGGUUGGAGACCGAUCUUGAUUCUGGGAUAACUUUGGACCACGGUUUGGAUUCGCCAUCGAGCCCUGCGCUGUCCUCGUCGCCUCGUGGCAAGCAGAACGGUGGACCGUAUCCGCAUUUCGGUUCACCGACACAGAUCAAAGACUCGUCCCCCACGAAUCGUCAGCAAUCGAACCUACAAUCGUACCCUCAGUCGCCGCAGAAUCAUAUUUCCUCGCUUUCCCCUCAGUUACGAGAACAGAUUCAACAACAUCAGUUGAAGCAACAGCUUCUAAAGGAUCAAAUGCAGGGAAAAGGAAGCCUGAUGCAAGCGAACGUUUCUCCGUUAUACAUCAACACGGAGUCUAGAAUUCACGAGAACAACAGACAAGAUGAAAAUUUGACUAAUGGUACGAUUCCUCCACCGGAGUACGUUCCACCGCCUCCGCCGCCACCCUUGGCCGAAGAAACGUUACUAAACGAUAAUUACAGACAAAACGAGGACAACAAGUUCGCCGGCUUAAUCCACAACCGUGAGAAACAAGAGAUUAAGACCGUGCGAAUCGUGAAGCGGGAAUCGGAAAGACGGCAGAGAGAUCGAGGAGACAGAACUGGAAACAUUGGAAUUCCAUUAACGAACGGGCUUCAGGCGCCUGGAGGUGCCAAGAGAUUGUGCGACGAUGAUUUAGAAGGUUCUCAGAAGUUCGAGAAGGCUCAAUUGGGAAAGGUGGUAGAAGAGUCGCCGAUGAUUCACGCUCAAAGCACAGUCCAGCUGACGGAUUUGGACGACGUGCAGUUCCAAAGAAGCAUGUCCUUACCGAGAGGUUUCGGCGGACAGCGGCAACAACAGCCCGAGAUUCAUCAGGUUCCGGUAGUGCCUCCUCCCAGAAGCGACAGCAUGCACGCUUUGAGAACCAUGCUAGCUAGACGAAAUAAAGUCAGGUUCGAAACUCAAGACGGAAGCUCGGACAGUACUCUGUCGCCGUAUACGGAGAGCCUCGCUUCGAGUUCGCACGUACCUAUGAGCUCGCCGAAUUACUCGACCAGUCCGUCCUAUAGCCCCAGCCAGCAGAAUUAUCCGAUUAAACCGAACCAUCAUCAGCCGCCGUACUACCCACCGUACAGACACUACGAGAAUCCAUCGAGAAACGAGAGCAUCCCGGAGCCGGUGAGUCCGGAGUUGUUGUCACCGACGAACCUCGAAGGCCAGGACAGAAUGUUCGGUUCGUCGUUGAACGUGAACGCGUCGAACUCGCCACAAUUGUCGCCCAUUUUCAAGAGCGAAGCGGCGAAACAGAUCAUCAAGGAGAUGACGGAAAAAAAGAUCGAGGGGCCGAGGCGCAGACAAAUUCCCCGCGAGAAAAGACGACACUAUACCGUGUCCAGUAGCAAACCCAUUCUCGAUCUAGAAGACACCUUCUCGAAGAUGGGAAUGGGAAGAGCCAGAGAUGAUCUUGAUAUGGAACGAGCGCUCAGGCCGAGGAUCAACGCACCGGAUGUCGUAAGAUCGACUUUGAGUCACAAAGAGCUGAAGUAUAACGAGAGUACCAUCGAUCAGCUGCUAGGAACGCCCAACAAGAUCGUAAUCCCUGAAAGAUAUAUCCCAGAACAGACGCCAGAAUUAACUGCGGAGGAACAAGAGCAACGAUUGAAGAAAGCCGAAGCGAUAAGAAAGAUGCUGUCGGAAACAACCGUGACUGCGCCAGAUGGAAGCGACGAUAAUAUCAAUAUCGAACAAUCGGACAGCUUGAAGAGAAAGGUAGUGGAAGAGAAACGGCAAAGAGAGCACAUUUUGCAACUGAAUCAAAUUUUGGCCAAGCAAGUCAUGGAAAAGAGCAAGAUGGUGGCGGGUACGAAAAUGUCAUCGGGAAAUAAUUUUCUAACACUUUCCUUGUUACUUGUGGUUCUCGUUUACACGACAGUUUCAGCAAAUCAGCCUGCCAGAAUAUCGUGUUACUUCAGUAACUGGGCCAUUUAUCGACCGGAUGUCGGUAGUUACGGAGUAGAUGAUAUUCCGGGUGAUCUCUGCACCCAUAUCAUUUACUCGUUUAUCGGUGUGAGCAAUGUCACUUGGGAGAUACUUAUCUUAGAUCCAGAACUGGAUCAAGAUAAAGGCAAUUUCUUGGCCUUCAACGACCUUAGAUCGAAGUACCCUCAUCUGAAAACCUCCGUGGCUGUUGGUGGUUGGGGAGAGGGUGGCAGAAAGUACAGUGCUCUGGUCAGCGUGAAGGAAAGACGCGACAGCUUCAUCAAGAGCGUAGUUGAAUUUAUGCGUAAAUACGAUUUCGAUGGUUUCGAUCUCGAUUGGGAAUACCCUGGCGCCUCUGACAGAGGUGGCAAAUUUUCCGACAAGGACAAGUUCUUCUACUUUGUCGAAGAAUUAAGACGUGCUUUUGACAAGGAAAACAAGGGAUGGGAGCUCACGAUGGCGGUGCCAAUGGCAAAAUUCCGGCUAGACGAGGGAUAUCACGUGCCAGAAUUAUGCAAAAAUAUGGACGCCAUCCAUGUAAUGGCUUACGAUCUUCGUGGUAAUUGGGCUGGAUUUGCCGAUGUACACAGUCCACUUUAUCGUCGUCCACACGAUCAAUGGGCAUACGAAAAAUUAAAUGUGCACGAUGGCCUUCUGCUUUGGGAAGAAAAAGGCUGUCCCGCUAAGAAACUGGUUGUCGGCAUUCCGUUAUACGGACGUACGUUCACCCUCAGUCAAAGUAACAACAAUUACGAGCCAGGCACCUACAUUAACAAAGAGGCUGGAGGUGGUAAACCUGGAAAAUACACACAAGCUAAGGGAUUCCUUUCUUAUUACGAAAUCUGUACCAAUUUACAAGCUCCAGGCAGUAACUGGACUCAAAAAUUUGACGAUAUUGGCAAAGUUCCAUACAUGUAUCAAGGUACACAAUGGGUUGGUUAUGAAAACGUGGAGAGCGUGAAAUACAAGAUCGAUUUUAUCAAGGAAUCUGGAUACGCUGGUGCCAUGGUUUGGGCCAUCGACAUGGACGACUUUCAAGGACUUUGCGGUGACCGUAACCCUCUGAUGAAUGUCAUUAAUCAAGGUUUAGAAGGAUAUAUCGUGCCAGAUAAAGAUUUUCAUACCACUCCUACGCCUGACUGGGCAAAGCCACCAAGUACCAUAUCGUCAGAUAAUAUUCAAACUACUCAAAGUAGCCAAAUUACUCAAUCUGCACGACCGUCUACAACUAACAAACCUACAAAAAGACCUACUCAGAAGCCAGAGGUAACUUCUUCCACUACGGAAACAAAUAAAUCCGAAUCUACGCAACAGCCGAUAGACAAUGACGAAGUACAUAAAAUCAAUUGUGAAAACGCUAAUAAAUUCGUCCCGUCUAAAGACUGUCACUCUUACUAUGAGUGUGUUCACGGAAUACCAGUGAAGUUCAAGUGUCCCAACAAGUUAAUUUGGAACGGGAGGGAUAAUACUUGCGAUUGGCCUCAAAAUGCUGAUCGAGAAGAGUGUAGAAUUCAAUAAAAUCCAAACAUUCUUUAAACUCGUCGCAAAAAAAGGACUGACAAAUUCCAUCGUGAUAUUUCAAUGUGGACCAAAUAAUCACCUCAUCUUGCUAACGAAUAUGUGAUACGCCGCGAGUUGCGACUAUUAUCUUAUUCGUUCAUUUCAUCACAAUCAUAUGUUGUAAAACUUGCCUAAUGAUGAAAAUUCAAUAAACAUCAUAUCAUUUAUAACAAAACUUUUAUAAUCCAAUACAGCAUUUAUUUACUUCAUUAUAUAUCGUUUCACUUUAAAACUAUAAACUAUAAUUAUCUUUAAUCGUAUAAUUUACGGUAAUAAAUAAUUUGUUGUUUCAGAAACAUAA
Molecule: messenger RNA, 16702 nt
Organism: Bombus terrestris (buff-tailed bumblebee)
Lineage: Eukaryota; Metazoa; Arthropoda; Insecta; Hymenoptera; Apidae
Exons: 38
Coding region: 3940-16359 (4139 amino acids)
Biological process (GO): chitin catabolic process; carbohydrate metabolic process
Cellular component (GO): extracellular region
Molecular function (GO): chitinase activity; chitin binding
Source: RefSeq, a predicted model, not a curated record